Messenger RNA from Amoebophrya sp. A120, 5011 nucleotides. The record is from the annotation of a GenBank genome assembly. NCBI's taxonomy places the organism in Eukaryota, Dinophyceae, Syndiniales, Amoebophryaceae.
CACUUUGAGAUCCACGGAAAGUUCCAUUCAGUCCAAUGUUUGAUCAUGAUCAUUUGCGCAUGUGCUUUGAUAGAUGCCGGCAGAGCGCAGCCCUGACACGCAAAACAUCAUACUCAUACAGCAUGCGAUUGUCUGAUGAGAGCGAUCUCUGCAUCGAGUAAAUCGUUAAUCAUCAUAGCUCCUCGAUCACCACGGCGACCGUUAGUAAUUUUAGUUCUUGCACAAAUCUCGAUUUUUUUUUCGCCGAUCUGAUUUUGUUUCCUCAGAUCCAAUGAGGUAAAGGUCUGUCUCUGUCUUUCUAUUCAAAGUUCACAAACUUUCGUAAACGCAGCAUCCUGGUAAAGCACACUAAUCUUAAUCCAUUUUCAAUUUUUUGGCAGUGACGUUGAAGAACGUAUGAAAGCCGUAUUGUGUCACCCUCACCGAACGUGAGCGACAGCUUUUAUCUAUCAUAGAGGUGUGCCCUCUUGAUAUUUUCGUCUUAAUAUUAUCCCCACCUGACGUAUUAAAAGUACCAGACUACUUCACCCUUGACAUGGAGCUGAAAGUCACCCCGGCGGUGGAAGUGAGUUCCGUUCUCGUUGCAUUGGAGGCCCUGGGACUACACUCCGUCGUCGAAGUAAAGCGCGAAGAUGCAGGGGGCGAGGACGUCCAGCUUACCACGAAAGACGGUGAAUUUUUGACUUUUGCGAAUGUCAUCCUGCGACACCUGGGCGAGUGUGCGCCAAAUAACGAACUUUACGGCGAUCUCAGUGUGCAGGAAAAAGCGCAGGUAUGUGAUGUCGUCUCCUGUAUUAUUGUAUUCGCGUUCUCAGCAUCAAAAAAUAAAGAUACAAAUCGAAGUCGCGCGGGGGUGCGCGCAUCAGAAAAUGAAAAGUAGCCGAGUACAAAAAUGAAAUCAUCGAAGAAGAAAUCAAAUUGAGCAGCAUCAUAACUGAAACUAGAAAAGAAAAAGUCGACUAAUCUUCUGGUAAUAAUAAAGAAAGCACCAUCUUCUCUACCGCAUGAUGAAAAAAAAUAACGUACAAGGUCGACGGCUGGUUGGCAUGGGGCGCGAACGAACUCGUGAGUAACAAGAAAGACGUCGCAAAGGCUUGCGCCACCCUGGAGGGCCACUUGACCACCAGGACCUGCAUGGUCGGCGCCAGCUGCACGCUAGCCGACGUACAUCUUGUGUGCGAGCUAGUUCACCGAUUAGUGGAAGAUACUGACACUUCCCUCGAACAGAUGCCAGUCCGGGCGGACUCGGUAAGCCAACAUAAACUUUUCAUUAUGGCGUUCGUAUGAAAAUAAGUGAAUAAUUGCAUCGUGGCGUGAAGAAUAAAAAUGAUUUUCGGCAAAUGAACAACUAUCGAGAAAAUUAAUCAAAAUUUUGCGCGACCGCCGCCGGGUAGUCAAGCUAUUCCUUUCCCCUGCGCUGCAAAAAAGGUACUGGGCAGGUGGAUUUCCAAAUCAAUGACGAGCGUUCCCGCACUGGGGACGACGUUGACUGCAAUGUUGGAAAGUUCCCGAGCGCGCGUAACGGCUCUCAAGAAGGAGAAGCAGCCAUUCCAGCCAGAACUGGUCCGGAUGCAGAAGAUGAAAGCCAUCUUGGGCGAAGGCAACAAACCCAGCGCACCGUCCGCCCCGAAGGCGAAGGCGCAGCAGCAGCCUGUGGUUGGCGGCGGUCUCGCGCCUGUGGAGGAGGACCCAAAUCAAGAAGCGAAGGAGGUCGACGAGGAGAAGGAGGCGCGGAAAGCGGCAAAGAAGGCCGCAAAGGAGGCUGAGAAGACGGCCAAGGCGGAGCGCAAGAAGGCUAUCAGAUGCAAAUUUGUCUGGGAGUUUGGAACAUCACAGCAGUUGUUAGUUUGGCAUGCAGCUAUAGCUUUUGCCUCACCGACAGAGGUCCUCUGGGAGUCUUCACAGCAUGUAGCAUCAGAAGUAGAGGUGUUUUUAUUACGAAGGCCUCUCACUCUCACCGAGACCGAGUCUCCAUGCAAGUUUAGAGAGAUUUUUCACCGUGUACGUGCUGAGAAGAGAGCAACUCCUGCUACUCACAACCCACGAGCAGACUUUUGCGUGACGGAUGGAGAGCGCCACAAGUUUGGAUGUUUCCAGCGGACCAAGAGUAAGACACAUUUGCGUUGCAUAAAGGCCGAAGAGGAACGAAAAAAAGGCGGAAAGAACAAGCUCGGCGAUGUUCCUGAGUACCGGCUCACCGAAGACUUUCCGAACCCGGACACCACGGGCCCGUACGGCAAUCUGUUCAUCCAGUCGGAGUGCAAAACGAACCGCACGUGGCGGCAGUUGGGGUCGCUUGGUGAAGCGGACGUGGGCCAGGACAUCUGGGUGCGAUGCCGAGUGCACAACGCGCGUAUUCAGGGGAAGCGCUCGUUCGUGCUGAUCCGCCAAAACCUCCACCUCAUGCAGGUUAUGGUGGACCCGGAAGUCAUCGACACCGCGCUGCAAGCUGCACCGGAAAGCGAAAUAGGGAAAAAGGUUCUUAUUUUUUUCAUGCAGACGUGGGUGCACUACGUGCACGUUGCCAAACUGGUACUGCUGGACAAGCCGCGCUGUAAGGCUGGCACUUGGUUUAUGUCUGUGUGUUCGAAGUAGACAUCAUGUUUUUCAUUUCUAACAUGGACUUUCACCACUGCCCUCCAGGUCGUUGCAUUUGCCAAAGAGCUGACGAACGAAAGCGUGAUCGACGUCCUGGCGACGGUGACCAAGCCGCCGGCACCGAUACAGUCCGAUAUCCUGACAAUCAAGCAGUACGAGCUCCUGGUAAAAAAGUUGUAUUGUGUGAGUAAGGCAAAAGAGCUGCCGUUUCAGCUCGCGGACGCCAGCCGGCCUAUGAACGAGGGGGGGGACGGCGUUCAGGUGCACCUGGAAACCCGCUUGAAUCACCGCGUGAUCGAUCUGCGGACCCGAGCGAACCAGGGCAUCUUCCGCAUCCAGUCUGGUGUCUGUACUUUUUUCCGCGAAUUCUUGUUGCAAGAAGGCUUCAUAGAGAUCCACUCCCCGAAAAUGCUCGCCGGGGGCUCCGAGGGUGGUGCCGAAGUCUUCCGAGUUGAUUACUUUCCCAAGUAAGGAUGUUUGCUACUUGUUCGCUGCUCUCAUCUUCCUUUGCUUUUGGUGUUGCGUAGUUUAAACCUAGGACUGCGGCAGUAGAGCUUCAGCACUGUUCAAGAACUACAAGCUGUUUAUUUUUAGAUGUGUUCCUCCUUGAAGAUGAAAUCUAAAUUUACUUGAGUGACGAUUUUGAAUGUUUCCGAUAUUGAAAAGGAAAUCGUAUUUUACUUCUUUUCCAGGUACGGUCUCAACAACGCGUUUCUCGCACAAAGCCCCCAGCUCUACAAACAAAUGGCCCUGAUGUGCGAUUUCCCGAAGGUGUUCGAGAUCGGACCCGUUUUCCGGUCCGAAGACAGCUUUACCCACCGGCACAUGACCGAGUUCAUGGGUCUCGAUAUGGAAAUGCACUUCGUCGAACAUUAUCACGAAGUGCUGGACGUAUCAAAAAUUUGACUUUUUUACGCUUUUGGUUCAUAUGGUGGCGCAUGAAUACGAAUAGUAUUCGUAUCUAAGGCAGAUAUGACGUAGUACUAGUAGUUGUGUACAUCUACAUUCUUCUAGGCGCUUUGAGCGCGAACAGUCAUGGAGUCGAAACUGAAGUAGUACUAUCGAAAAAUCGGCAAGGCCCUUAUUUGUUUUGGAAUCAGGUUCUGGAUCGAUGUUUCCGCUACAUCUUCAACGCAUUAAACGACCGGUGCAGUGCAGAGAUCGAAGCGGUGCGGCAGCAGUUUCCCUUCGCUAACAUGCUGUACAACAAGGACAGUCCCUGCAAGAUCUUCACCUUCAAGGAGGCGAUCGACCUCUUGCGGACCGAGGGGCCGGCUGUCGCCACCGAGCAGAUUGCGAACUACGAGAAGCUCGCGAACGAGACUACCGACGCCGAGGAGCGCACUCGGCUCUGGGACGUCGCGGAGAAAGCGAUGGAGCACCGGGCCACGCUUGCCGAGAAGCCAUACCUGGAAGACGUGUCCACCAAGGACGAGAAGAUCCUCGGCGAAAUCGUCAAGCGAAAGUACCAAACCGAGUUCUACAUCAUCGACAAGUUCCCCGCGGCUGUCCGUCCCUUUUACACCAUGCCCGAUCCGAAUAACCCCGAAUGGUCCAACAGUUACGACAUUUUCAUGCGCGGCGAAGAAAUCAUGAGCGGUACUUGAUACCUACGUUUAUGACUUCUACUACGUCUACGACUACGUAAACAAAAAAAUGUAAAGACUGAGAUCACACGAACUUUUUGCUAAAUAUUCUGCAACUGUCGAGGUCGUCGACAUUACAACUAGGGACCUGACAACUACAGUAAAUGCAAUUUCUCCCGCCCAUUUCUUGAUCUUCUCCAUUAUUCGUGACUUUCCUUUGUAGCCAAACGAUUGCAGUACUGAAAAAAUUUCGCAGGUGCCCAGCGCAUUCACGACCCGGAGCUGCUUGUAAAACUCGCAAAGGAGAAAGAAAUGGUUCCCGACCAGUACUACACAGACAGUUUCAGUAUGGGUGCCUUCCCGCACGCGGGUGGUGGAGUGGGUUUGGAGCGCGUGGUCAUGUUGUUUCUAGGUCUAGACAACAUCCGUCGCACCAGUCUCUUCCCUCGCGACCCCAAGCGAUUGACGCCUUAGAUGGAUUCACAGCAACAACAUCAGCAUGUGAUCCUAUUUACAUUGAAACCCAAGCGACCACCAUGAAAAAUAAGCUGGUGUCGUCGUAUUGUCGUCGAUGACGAAGAGCCUCUACCGCUCUGAGAGGGGAAUAAUUAAAAAAGUUCGUGCUUCCAUACGAUGAAGAUCUUCACCGACUCUGACGCACAGCUAGUUGCCCGAUGAAUGUUUAGAUGAAGCAACUCCCAUGUAGUUCUUUACAUUGGAUUCCGAGAAGACAAAAACUUGAACGCAUCAGCGUGAUCAUAUGUGUUUUGCUCAUAAUGUGGCCCCUAUCUCCUCCUUGCAGCAGAACUAAAAACGGAGGACAAAAU